This is a messenger RNA of Sphaerulina musiva SO2202, 1486 nucleotides long. RefSeq lists its product as uncharacterized. Gene Ontology annotation, biological process: SRP-dependent cotranslational protein targeting to membrane. The transcript has 3 exons. NCBI's taxonomy places the organism in Eukaryota, Fungi, Ascomycota, Dothideomycetes, Mycosphaerellales, Mycosphaerellaceae. Gene Ontology annotation, cellular component: signal recognition particle, endoplasmic reticulum targeting. The record is from RefSeq and is a predicted model, not a curated record. Bases 35 to 538 code for a protein of 167 amino acids.
CGACAUCAACAUCUACCAGUCUCUCAUCUCGAAGAUGGUCCUACUCGGAACGAGUGAGGAAUGGCAGCAGCAAACGUCGCUGCUGCUAGAAGCGCGACCGACCACGACACGCAUCACCACGAAGUACAACAUUCCCAAUCUUGAUUCGCCCAAGUACCAGCAGAAGUUGAAGAAGCGGAAAAGAGACGCGAAUGGCGAGGACAAGGAUGGCACAAAUGCAACACCUCUCGUGCCGCGCGCGACACUCACGCUCAAGGCGUAUGAUCCAGAGUCGGGCGUAGUACUGAAGUUCAAGACCGAUCGGGCUGCCGAAGUGGGACGAUUGGUCAACGGGCUGGGUCGUGUAGGAAGACAGAUGGCUGCCCUACCGGAGAAGGAAGAGACGCAAGAUAGCAAAAUGGAAGACGUGGUCGGAGCGGAAGGGACUACAGAAAUCGCGGCGCAAACCUCCGCGUCUGCUGCGAGUGGCGCCAAACCUCAGUCCCAACCUCAACAAGCUGGCGGCGGCGGCAAGAAAAAGAAGAAGAACAAGAAAUGAACCUGCUCCACUAUAGAUGACACGCUCCGCAUCGAUUGCAGUUCAGGGUGUGAUUGUGGCAGGCCGCCGGGUUUCUUCACGAGGCCCACCGGCUUUGACAUUUACGCUCCCAUAUCCACAAUAUGACCGAAGGCCGGGACGGCCCCAUCCUGUGGAGAUCGUGCACUCGAAGCCAAGCUCCGCAUGACAUGUUUCGGCUUGGCUGUAGUAGAAGCACUCAUACGAGAGGUGGAUCUCGACGCUCCAUUCCAGGCAUGUAGGUGAAGGUGCAACAUACUGUAUGCACUAUCGGCAUCGCAGGCUUGGCGUGGAGCCGAUGUCCCGUGCGGCUGUUCAGCACUCAGCGCUCAGCGCUGAGUGCUGAACGUGAGAUGGUUCUCUGUGAGCAUACCUGAGGUAUACACAAUCUUUUUUCAAGAAAUUGUAAUCAGACUGGCAUCCAGCCGCCAUUGACGAAAGACUGCAUGGCAGCAACAACACUAGCAGAUCAGAUGUUUCGGCGAAAUGGCGGAAGAAACAAAGUCGCUAGGUCAUCGCUGCCAUUGCGCUCGCCGUCAUCGCAGCACGUGGCUUGCCUCUGCCACACGGCUUGUCGACUCGUCUGUCGUAGCUGAGAGGUCUCACAACCAACAUGUCAUGUCUUCGGGUAUGCAUGAUUUGGUGUGUUCGCCUGCAAAGUCGUACUGGACUGGACAUUACGAGUUCAGUGGGCUUGGGCUUAGGCUUGGACUUGCGAAUGAAUGCUCGCUGAGGUCGCCACUCUCAGCUGCUGCUUGCGAUGGCAGCUCGGCUUGCCAGCUCUCCCGAGUUCCUAGCUUCGCCCAACAGCUCUGCCAAUAAUCAUGUGGAGCACAGCACGCACAUGUGAUAUCGAUAUAGAUACAUGUAGGAGGUAGUAGUGGGGCACAUACCGUCUCCAGAACAAAUCACACAUACAUGUACGGUACC